AUGGCAGCAGCACAAGAACUCCCUCCGGAACUCGCCCACGAGGACAAGGGGCCUAUGGUUCUGGCGGUAUGCAUCGCACUGACGUCAGUCGCUACAAUAUUCGUUGCUGCGAGACUCUAUGUCAGAUGCAGAAUACUGUCAAUGAUGGGUCUUGACGAUUGGCUGAUCAUCUUGUCAAUGAUGUGUGGCUACAUCAUGCUUGGCCUCACUAUAGCAGCUGUACAGGCUGGCAACGGGCGUCACUUCGCUCUGCUCUCCGAUGAACAGAAGUCCGGCGCAAUCUUGUACACCCUCGCAGGCUUCUGCCCCGGGAUACUCUCGUUCGCUAUUCCUAAACUAGCUGUGGUCGCGCUCCUGACGAGAAUCACCAAUCCUAGCAAGAGACACAAGAUAAUCCUGUGGAGUAUAUCUGGUGGUUGCUUGAUAAUCCUAUUCGGCUGUGUUAUUAUCAUCUUCGCGCAGUGCACGCCAACUCGAUCGCAGUGGGACUUUUCCGUCCAAGGCACCUGCUGGAGCCCAUGGAUUCUGAUAUAUUACGCCAUUGUAGCCGGAACAUUUUCCGCCAUAGUGGAUCUCUACCUCGCCAUAUAUCCCGCUAUUGUCCUUUACAAACUGCAAAUCAACUUCAAGAAAAAGGUUGUCCUUAGCGUUGCGCUUGGGCUAGGUUCCAUUGCCGCAGUUGUAGCUGUAUAUAAAUCGACUCGGCUACCUGCGCUUGCGAGCGCGGAUUUUAGCUACGAUACGGCCGAUAUUACCGUUUGGACCAGUAUCGAGGGUAAUGCUAUCAUCAUCGGCGCAUGCAUACCAACAUUACAGCCACUGUUCGACCAACUCCUUGGCCACGGCCUCUUUAGUAGUUUAGGAGGUGGGCGGGACCGAGGUGGCUACAAAUCGAAUGAUCGAUCUGGGUUGAAGCUCGCAACGAUCGGAAGCAAGACUCUUCGGUCAACAAAGCAACAUGGGAAGUCGGGUGUUUCUGAAGGGACGCUGGGACACGAUAGCCAGGACAGCAUUCUGGGCCCGAACCAUCGACCCGGCAGUGACGAGAGCCAGAAUGUCAAGCAAAGCUCCGGCAUCACGCGAACGCAGCAUCUGGUGGUCGAGUACGAGGAUGCGGGUGAGCCGGCGCGCGCGGCAAAACCAGCCUACGAUCUCGGCGAUACAUGA
This is a messenger RNA of Alternaria burnsii, 1167 nucleotides long. RefSeq lists its product as uncharacterized. Lineage: Eukaryota; Fungi; Ascomycota; Dothideomycetes; Pleosporales; Pleosporaceae. Bases 1 to 1167 code for a protein of 388 amino acids. The transcript has 5 exons. The record is from RefSeq and is a predicted model, not a curated record.